AUGUCGACUUGCUUGAGCACUAAGCAGGCCUGCUUAGUGCUCUCGAAUCAGACGACGGAAAAUGUGUGGAGCUCCAUGGUUCUCAUCAUCACUUACGGUGCCAUUUAUGCCAACACCUUUUCGAUUGGGGAAAUUUCGAAACUCACAUUGCUGAUGGACAAGAGUUGCUAUAUCCGGACUGCAAAGCUUGUUCUAAUAACCGUGAGGCAGCUGGGAAGCGACGGACACCGAUCGGCAAACUUCUCCCUGAUAUUGUACGGCUCGGCCAGCAGAAUCAUCCACAUGGAGAGGAAAUUUUUCAGAUCAGAGUUGGUGAAGAGGUUUGCCAAGGCAGUCAGGGCCAAUGGAGGCUUAACGGCAUAUAUUGGCCUUACAAGACCCCGGUCUGAAUUCCGCCACAUCUUCGACUACUCGGUGGAGUGGGAUUGCGACAAUUCUUUCCGGUAUCUGAAGGAGCAUGCCGCUGAAGCCUUCAUGUCUCAUAAUUCGACCCAAGCAGGCAAGUGCCCAGAGUCCGGUCAAGGGCUCGGAGCACAGCCAGCAGAAACUGCUAGACGUACACCGUGUGCACGUGUCGCCUACCCAAUUGGUGACCUUUUGAGUGAGGCCUACACCGGGUGUCUUGUGUUGGCGCGCCGCCGACGCAUCACAUCUGGCGAAACCUUCUCCUUGCAAGACCACGAUCUCGAUGAGUUCCUAGCCCAGCUCCACUCCUCACUGUAG
Messenger RNA from Diaporthe amygdali, 723 nucleotides. RefSeq names its product NAD-dependent histone deacetylase HST3. NCBI's taxonomy places the organism in Eukaryota, Fungi, Ascomycota, Sordariomycetes, Diaporthales, Diaporthaceae. The coding region runs from base 1 to 723 and encodes 240 amino acids. The record is from RefSeq and is a predicted model, not a curated record. The transcript is spliced from 3 exons.